Molecule: messenger RNA, 7989 nt
Organism: Dermacentor andersoni
Lineage: Eukaryota; Metazoa; Arthropoda; Arachnida; Ixodida; Ixodidae
Product: hypoxia-inducible factor 1-alpha-like
Biological process (GO): cellular response to hypoxia; regulation of transcription by RNA polymerase II
Cellular component (GO): cytoplasm; nucleus; transcription regulator complex
Molecular function (GO): protein dimerization activity; RNA polymerase II transcription regulatory region sequence-specific DNA binding; DNA-binding transcription factor activity, RNA polymerase II-specific
Source: RefSeq, a predicted model, not a curated record
CAGUCUUCUUACAGGUGGCGCUCCCUCGAGGAAAAACGCGGAUUACUUUCUGGCCAUACGUUCCCCGAGUGAUGUUGUGCGUGUUUCGUGUCGUCUGCGAAACCAUCAGCGAAUUUCUUCGUGGUCAAGUGGUGAUCGCGUUGGCUUAGAUGUGAUCUGCGGUGCCGGUUGCAUUGACCGACACCGUUCCCCGUUUUGCUCCUGCGCUGUGCUACGUCAACCGUCAAGAUUUGCCGAAUCGUGAACAUCCCGGAAUCUGCAUGCAAUCCUCAGCAGUGUCCUGAGACUGCGUGCGACUUCCUCGGCGAUCGGCGAGCCCUGCUGAAGCGACCAGCCAGCGGGAUGAGUGCUGCCAAAGCGGCAAGCGCUCCCAAAGAGCGACGCAAAAAUUCUGAAAAACGCAAAGAGAAGUCACGGGACGCAGCGAGAUGCCGGCGCAGUAAAGAGUCAGAGAUCUUCACUGAGCUGUCACAACAGCUGCCGCUUCCGGAGAAUGUGGCCUGCCAGCUGGACAAAGCCUCGGUCAUGCGUCUGGCCAUCAGCUACUUGCGUCUACGUGAGAUCCUUGAGCCAAUAGCUGAUGUGGCCAAAUCAGCAGGCUGCAGCCCUUACGAUUCAUCAGUUCUGGAGGCCCUGGAUGCUGUCCUGCUGGUUUUGUCGACCGAUGGAGAGGUUGUCUACCUCUCGGACAAUGUAGGACGCCACCUCGGUCUCAACCAGGUGGAUUUGAUGGGUCAGAGCGUCUUCGACUUCUGCCAUCCUUGCGACCAUGACGAACUGAAGGAUGCCCUGCUGUCCAAACCUGAGGGCUUGCACGACAUGUCCCCCCAGCCUUGCCAUUUUCUCAUGCGCCUGCGCUGUACGCUGGGCAGCAAAGGCCGUGGGGUCAGCGUCAAGUCGGCCUCUUCGUACAAGUUGAUGCAGUGUGUGGGCACACGUGUUCUGCGUGAUGUGGUCCCCAAGCCUUGUCCCGACGAAGAGCUGCUGUCGCCGCCGGCGGUAGUGACCAAGGAAGAAGACGAGACACCCGUGUCGUCACCCAUGCCGCACCUGCCGAUCCGCGUCAUCAUCCACGAGCGGAGGCAUUUCCUGGUGUGUGUGGCUCAGCCCAUCCCGCACCCGUCCAACAUCGAGGCGCCCCUGGGCUCACACACAUUCCUCAGCCGGCACAACCCGGGCAUGUGCUUCACGCAUGUCGAUGAAAGAACGGAGACAUUCCUGGGCUAUACAUCUGAAGAACUGCUUGGGAAGUCCGUCUACUCCUACUUCGACCCAAGGGAUGUUCUGCACCUCCAACAGGACUUCAAAACAUUGUUCGCCAAAGGCCAGUGCCAGACAGGCCAGUACCGCUUCCUGGCCAAGAAUGGUGGCUGCGUGUGGGUGCUGACCCAGGCGACCCUCAUCUACGAGAACGGCAGCUGCAGCAAGCCACAAUGCGUCGUCUGCGUCAAUUAUGUGCUGAGUGGUGCCAGCGAGGGGCAUGAAGUGCUCGCGGAGCAGCAACUGACCCCCGCUGUGCAGCCGGAGCCGGGGCCAGAGCCCAAGUUGCAGCCACUUCCGUCUGCCCCUGUAGCUCAAGCAGCAGCAGAGGAAGAGGAGGAACAAGAGGAGGAAGAGGAAGAAGAGGAGGAGGAGGGGGAGCCCCUGUGUUUCACCAGCAGCACGAGCAAGAUCUUUGCUCCUCUCACAGCGGACAUGAGCAAGGGCUUCCUCAUAUUCCCUGAUGAAGAGAGCUCCACCGCAGUGCUGAAAGAUGAAGUUGAUGACCUGACUCACUUGGCACCACGGGCUGGUGACGACAGCAUUCCAUUGGAGGGUCUGCCUUCUGAUGUGCUUGGCGACGCAUUUUCCCUGUCGGACAUCUAUGGCGACGAACCCAAACUGCUGCCAGACUACGCACUGCUUCCUCCUGAGCCCGAGGAAGACUGCCCGCUGGGUCGGAAGGAUCCCUUUCUCAGUUACCGCGAGGACAGCGACCCACUGUCAUCGCCAGGAUCAUGUGGCACACCACCGUCUUCGGAUGGCGAAGGACGAAGCAGCAGUUGCUCGGAUGUUCCCAGCCUUGAAAGCCCUGUGGACCGGUUUGCUGGUCUCGACCUAAAGCCAGAGGGGCAUACAGAUCUCCAGGAUGAUGACUUUGACAUGCGAGCGCCAUACAUCUCUAUGACUGGAGAUGACUUCCCCCUGCUCAGUCCUCCCGACUCGGUCAUGUGGGGACCCCAGGACUCUCCUACUGGAAGCUCCUCCAGUCGGAGCUCUCUCUGCAACAGCCCGACAUUCUUCGCCACCUCACCGUCUCCUCCGAGCCCAACAUUAGGCUCCCUAGGGCCCAACCCAAAGUCCAGCCUGGCUGCCCUCCUGGUAGCCGAACUCCCACCACCUAUAGCGAGGUCACGGGAGUGGACCAAACAUCGAGCACGAACGAACCAUCCGAGGUCAUUAGGAGUCUCUGGGCCACCACGGCAAGACUUGGCAAGGUCAUCACGCUUGACACAUCCACACCAUCAGCAGCAAACAGCAGUGCGAAAUCACCUGACACGGGGUCUGUCUGCGGCGACUGACUUUCGGCAUCAUGCGUAUGUGACAACAGCGCUGGAGCAGAAGAUGGGGAUGCCUUCCCCCCCGGACCCACCGCCAAAGCGCAGCUCUACGGAGCAGGCCCUGGGGGCUGGACAGCUGGCCAGCCCCAAGAGGAUGCGGGUCGACCUGCGAGGCUUGCAGCUCCAGAACAAAGACAGCGUGCUGCUUAACUUGCUGGUAAAUGGAGAAGACGCCUGCCAUGGAUACCUGUGCCAAACCUUGCGCUAUGACAAGAGGUGCCCACCGUCGUCUCCACGUCCCGCUCCUCUCCUGCUUGACGAGCCAAUCCCAACACUGCAGGACCUGAGUCAGCUGGAUGCCGAGGUCAAUGCCCCAAUCCAGCAACUGCUCACUGGCGAGGACCUGCUCAGUGCCCUCGACCAGUCAGUGCCUGCGCUCGUCUGAGCAAGUGGCCUGGACACCCAGCUCCCCCCCCCCUCUUUCCCUCCCUCUGUCCUCCUUCCUUUCUGCCCGACCCUCGGCUGUCGUCUCAAGAGGCCCAGAAGUCAGGGAGCAUCUUCUUACAUUGUGCCCCAUAACUGAGGCAACACGGUCAUCGCGAUGACGCCGCUCGUGUGGAAACAGCGUGCACGUGCUUGCGCUUUUGGAGAAGUUGCAGAGUGCCCCACAUUCCGAAAAAGUGGCGCUAAUUCACGGCGGCCAAACAACUUCUGGCGCCCUCCAUUCAAGAGCGUUGUGCUGCUGUUGCUGGCCACCUGCGCAGUUUUGUCUGUUUUGCUGUCCCAUCAUCUGUGUGCACUGUCUUCCGGCAGCCCAUUUCUCUCCUGCACAGCCUUCCAUUUCUUCUGUUGCACACAAAGGCAUGAGUUCACCAAGAAGCGUUGCCACAAGCCUAGGUUUGCUGCGUUGGUUGGCGGAACACUUGUCUGGUUGCAGCUGCCCUGCCAUGUCACGCCUUCGGCGCUGCUGUCCCGGCAGCCCGAGUUCGUGUGGUCUAAUCCCAUCCGCUACUUGGAAGACCUUGCCCCCCCCCCCCCCCCCUCCUCUCUUACUGCCGCCUUUACAGUGGCCAGGCUGUCUCGCAAAGUGACACAUUCUACUGCCACACACACUCUUUGCCACUGCCUCUGCGCAUCUGACAAAUGCACCUCAUUCGCAGAUGCUGUUUCAACAUUGGAGGCUAUCUGCCUCGGGACACAGGAUCAAAGAGAGCUUUGGCAUGUGGACAUCUUGCUUUGGCUUUACCAUUUCCGUCUCAAUCUUUCACCUUCAUUUGAGCCUCCUGUUGUGGGCAACCGUGUCUGCUUGGUAAAAAGGUGCUCUCAUCUUGCCCACUCAAUCUUUUCUCUUUUUGUUCUCUCUUUGAUGUUGGAUUAUGUUCAGUACUGUCUUCGAUUUUAGGGCUGAGCUUUCCUUUUAGCUGGGCAGCGCGAGGCUGCGGGCUUGUGUAGGCCACAUUACGGGUACACAAGCAAACACCUGUACAUAGCUUUCUUUGUGCCCUCCUUUCCCGAGUUUCUUCCUCCCCCCCUCCCCCCGUUUUUUUUUUUUUUUUUCUUUUGUGCCACAUGUAUCACUUCAUCCUAGAGUACAAAUCUCACGAGGUCUCUGUGUGCACAUAUGUAAAACAGUGGUCAGGUGGUUCUUAUAAUCAGCUGUUCGACUGCACCCCGGUUUGGCAGAUGCUUUUGACGGGAAGAGCACACUGCCCGAGACGAUGACAGCUGCAGUUGUGUUUCAUGCGAUUUUGCCGGUGUUGUCGUGAACAUUUUCUGUGAGGUUAAACUGAUGCUCCUGCUGUCAAUUGGCAGUUGUAAAGUACUGAACGAUUAUCAGACACUGAGAAAAAGCAGCUUACAACGAUGUGUCCUUGCUUCUUUUGCUGUCGAUGCUGGGCAGGUCAUGACAGUAGCUCGGGCACACGUGCGAGGGAAACAUACCUUUAAAUGCUUCGUACAAUUGAGUGCUGCUUUUGAAUGUGUGAAAUCAUGGUGGUACGAUGGACACGCUAUAUCAAAUUAUGUCAUGAGCUCAUUAAAUGCGAAGUGAACAAGUAACAGCUACGCAGUUCCAAUACAAAAAAUAUUUUGCUGUUUAUUUUGCAACCUUUUGUAGGCCGGAAUGUGAGAUAUUUAGUGGCUGCAAGGACCUUUCUUUUUCUUUUUUUUAAAUGCUGUAAUUGUAGCGAGCAGCAAGUCAGAAUGUCGCAAGUCACAUGAACAGAGUGCUGCUCUUUGUUUAUUGUGCUUUUAAGCUAUUAAAUUGACUGCUGUGGUUUUGUUUGAAGAUAGAGAGGAAGGGAGUUAAACAAGAUGGCUUGUACAGUUUGACUUCAGAGACAGGAAUGUUUCACUCUCAUGUACAUUCCGCUUCACUAGUUAAUAUUAAUUGAUUAAAUCUUUCACCUCUCUUGGCUGUGUUCAGGGAUCGAAGCGAGAACCUGCAUGCUUCUACUCAGGUAAGGGCUAGUCAGCUAGAGCUCGAAACAUUAAAUGAUCAGUGAAUCUAAUGACAGAUACUGUAGCCAGUGUUGUGCAAGCACGUUAGCUAUGCCAGGUAUGCAAAUAACGAGCGCUGUGAUGCUGUGAUACGGUCUGAGCGCUGCGAUACGGUCUGCCACAUUGGAGUCAGUUUCUUGAGAUGUCGGCAGUCUGCCUUUGUUUCUCGCAGCCAAGAAUGCAAUCUCCUUUCUUCAUUCUUCAAUCAUUCUGAUCCUCAGCAGUCUUGAAAGUUGCGGCUGAAAGAAAAACAAGCCUAAGUGGUGCCGUUCCCUGCUUGUUCAGGAAGUACUGAGAACAUGCGAGGGAGAAGUGCAAUCUUGCAAGAUUGAUUGUAGCUUUGAUUACUGUAAGAGUUAUUUUCACUGGUCACAACAUAUAUUUUGAAGUUGCUGUGCGUUUUUGACAAGCUCCGCAAGCUUGUCCAAAUGUCCACAAGCUUCACUGUGGAUACUUACACAAAAGCUGAAGUGAUAAAACUGAUCUGUCAGCUUCUAUUUUUGUCUAAAACUAUUUGUCAGCCCAUCCUAUUUUCCAAAUGCAACAUUGCCACUUCUCGACAAACAACCUGCAAUCUGUCUGUUGAAUCUUGGCAGCUAGCAUUGCAUACAAAUGCAAUAACAUUGCUCUGACAGAAGGUAGCCACGUGUACCAUUGCACCAUCAAGGCUUCACUCAUUAACAUACCUUUAGUGUUUUAAAGUCUAGCUUCUAAGCAUGUCGUGUAGAGUCAGAAAAAAAAAAAGCUAUUUCACUAUAAUAGAAGUCGCCAUAGCCAUGUCAUAGCUGGCCUAUUGCUCAGCUGCUAGUCGUUCUUUACUUUUUUUCUCUCUCUCCUUUUCAUUUUUGAAUCGUUGGUACUUGCGAAUCUUGGAAACAAAUUCUGAGGACUGCACCGUCUGUUGAGCACACUCAACCAAAGUGCCUGGUCUGCGCAGAUUCAGCGCGCCGCACAAAACGUCCAAGACUUGCAUGCUGUGGCCCCGCAUGCCUAUUUUUCUCAUGCGAUGCAACAGUAGACUACCGUUAACUCAACUAACUGUGAUUAUUGGGCACCAGAGAACCACCUUGACCCAAAAGUAUUGUGUGCUGCAUUCUUUGUAAAGAACUGAAAGUGUACUGAAAAUUUUUGCUGCAAAGUGUGUGCAUUAUCCUUUUGCACAUUCCGCCUCGUAUGUUGCUAGUGAUGUGUUGUAUGUGCUGUUAUUUCUGGCAUGUUAUUAUGAAAAUUGUUGAUUGGGGGAAAAAAAAAACUGUAUAACAAAGCUUCAUUGCUUAUGAAUGUUUGCACAGUGCUCUCAAAUGUUGGUGCACCUAACCAUGGUUACCAUCGUUGUGACGGAUGUGAUCGCACUCGCAAGAAGCUUGAGUUUAGGACACAGUUUGUUCCAUGGUGGCCGUUUGCAAAAUGAAACUCAAGCAUCGUCUCCAGUUAACUUAGAGCUGUGACAGAAAAUGAGAAUUUUGCUCUGCUGAAGAGCUUAGUACUAAACAAAAAGCAAAAGGUUUUUCAUUCUUGCAUGAGGUUGUAACUUGCACAUGACUCAGCACAUUCAUUAAGCUGUGGCACUGAUUUCGUUCCCAUUGCAGACCCCAGAAGGCUGCUUAUGAGUAGCCUCGCUUUGUUUUGAGCAGAAUGAACCAUCAGAAACAAGGAGAGUAUGCUUGCAUUUGUCCGUCAGUUUCGCAUCAGUGUUUUUCAUUCAAGUAUGAGCCGCUACAACGCAAAUCUUACGCAGCGCUUGGUGGAAUGCAGUGCUUGACUUAUCAGUAGUCUACUGUACUUGAUGUGGGCUUGUAGGCUUUGUGCACACUACAGGAAGCUUUCAAGCUGGUUAUUCUGGGCUCACAGUAACAUAAAUACCAUCUGCGGAAAUUGCUGCAUUGCAGUGGCGUAGCUAGUAAUACCUGCGCCGAAGGAGCUUGUCGGCGACUGUCCAGAUGUCGCAGAAGGCUUGCAGACUGGGCAGUUUGCUUUGCAAUUGGGGGCACGGAAUGUUCUUCGACAAGCAUGCAAGUGUUCGUGAAGAAAGCCUGGCCUCUGAACCUUUUCUUUUUUUUCAUCCGUUUUUUUUUUUUCUUUUUUCUUAGAGAAUGUUGUGUACAUAGCCGCACCUUUGUAUUGUUCUGUUCUUUCUCGAGCUGCUGCGAGCCCCACCAUUCAUUGGAAGGGAACGAGCGUUGUUAGCUGCCACCAUAUGUUGUGGCAGCAGAUUGUUGUUAACAUUUCAGGCCCGAUUGUGUAUCUGGUUCUAAUGUUAUGUUUUAUGUUCAGAAUAGCUGGUUUGUUAGGGUGCGCGCCUUCCUCACAUUUUUUUUUCCUCUGGUAGAGUCUUGCCUCUCAGGAAAAAUACAAGUGAGAAAAGUAUGGCAGCGUACAUCGAAAGUUCUGUCUAGUGAGAGCGAGGAGCCAUUUUGUUGGCUAGCAGAGAUAUAAAUAUAUAUAUCCACGUGCGUAUUCCCGACAGUCUCCAUGUUUCAGUGUGCUGGCAUAGGCCUUUUCUCUUCGAUUGUUUCUUGCCUCGUACAUGUAGACUGUCUUGAGCAGUUUUCAUUUCUUUGUCAUCACCACCGGUUACCGGACAUGGCGACCACUGUGCGCAUCUCCUUGUUUGUCCACACAGCCAUGGCUAAGCUGGCGGAUAAAAGUCAUUUGGUCUCUCUCCAUGUCUCGCAUUUUGUUUUACCUCUUACCUUGCUUCAGGCAGAGUGAUUACUGCUGCUGUUUACAGAUGGCAUGGACUACAUGAAGUGACACUAAAUAUAUAUUCUACCAUCAAGCAAAAUGUUUUGAAUGGUAUUUUUGUCAGGCUGAAACUUAAGACAGGAAAGCAGAGUUGUUGGACAUUGUUAACUGUACGGACACCCACGCAUCAAUACUCUUGCAUUACACAAGCUGUUGUAAAGUACAAUGUAGUUACAAUGAAAAAUAAAAGUAUCUUUUCCAUUUA